Raphanus sativus (radish) is the source of this 1682-nucleotide messenger RNA. RefSeq lists its product as uncharacterized. Gene Ontology annotation, molecular function: acetylglucosaminyltransferase activity. The transcript has 4 exons. The record is from RefSeq and is a predicted model, not a curated record. The coding region runs from base 1 to 1620 and encodes 539 amino acids. Lineage: Eukaryota; Viridiplantae; Streptophyta; Magnoliopsida; Brassicales; Brassicaceae.
AUGGGAAACAGCUCAAGCUCUAAUACUAAUCUAAGCAACCCUAAAAACAGACUUCUAGAAGAACAUCAUCUCCACGACAAGCUCAACAAGCCACACAACACCACUUCCCGUGUCUCUUUCCUCCGAUCUCCUCUGCCAUGGCUUUUCAUGUUCCUCUUCUUCCUCCCUUUGAUUCUCAUCUCCACCACAGGAGGAGGCGGACGCAAGACUUGCAGCCCCACCUAUCCUCACCUAACCAUCAAAGACCAAACAAACUCUUCCUCUGUUGUCCUCAAAGACCCUGAGGAACAACAAGAAGAAGACGACGAUGUCCCUCCACGUGUACCUUCUCUUUACCACCCUCGCCGCCCAAGGAUGUUCAACACGACGCUUGAUCACGUCGUGUUCGGCAUCGCCGCGUCUUCGGUUCUGUGGGAGACGAGGAAAGAGUACAUCAAGUCGUGGUGGAGACCAGGUAAGACACGUGGCGUUGUCUGGAUCGACAAGAAAGUCCGUACUUACCGUAACGAACCACUUCCUCAGAUCAGAAUCUCUCAGGACACCUCACGUUUCCGGUACACGCAUCCGGUGGGAGACAGAUCAGCGGUGAGGAUAUCGAGGGUGGUUACGGAGACGCUGCGACUAGGGCUUAAAGGAGUACGGUGGUUUGUGAUGGGUGACGACGAUACGGUGUUUGUGGUGGACAAUGUGGUUAAUGUCCUCUCAAAGUACGACCACACUCAGUUCUACUACGUUGGUAGCUCAUCGGAGGCUCACGUUCAGAACAUCUUCUUCUCGUACUCUAUGGCAUUUGGUGGCGGUGGUUUUGCUAUUAGCUACGCUUUAGCUGUUGAGCUCUCGAAAAUGCAGGACCGUUGCAUCCAACGGUACCCUGGUCUUUACGGCAGUGAUGAUCGCAUCCAAGCUUGUAUGACUGAGCUCGGUGUACCACUAACCAAAGAGCCUGGCUUCCACCAGUAUGAUGUUUAUGGUGACCUGUUGGGGCUAUUAGGAGCCCAUCCAGUAGCUCCUUUGGUGACACUUCACCACAUCGACGUAGUGCAACCUAUAUUCCCUAAGAUGAAACGCUCACGUGCCCUCCGACACCUCAUGUCAUCGGCAGAACUCGACUCAGCCAGCAUAUUCCAGCAGUCAAUCUGCUACGACCAGAGCCGGUUCUGGUCCAUCUCUGUGUCAUGGGGCUUCUCCGUCCAGAUAAUCCGAGGCAUCAUCUCCCCUCGCGAGCUUGAGAUGCCUUCGAGAACGUUCCUAAACUGGUUCAGAAGGGCUGACUACAUUGGCUACGCGUUCAACACGAGACCCGUGUCGAGGCAUCCGUGCCAGAGACCGUUUGUGUUUUACGUGAACUCGGCUAAGUACGACGAAGGACGUCGCCAAGUGAUUGGAUACUAUAACUUGGACAAGACGAGACGGUUUCCUGGAUGCAGAUGGAGGCUGGAUUCGCCUGGAAAGAUCGAUUCCGUCGUCGUUUUGAAGCGGCCUGAUCCACUCCGAUGGCACAAGUCACCUAGGAGAGAUUGUUGCAGAGUAUUGCCGAGUCGGAGAAACACAACGAUGUAUAUUUGGGUCGGAAACUGCGCAGACGGAGAGAUCAGUGAGCUCGAACAUCCUAAGCAGUAACACUCCGCAUUGACAACAUUAUGUAUUUCUUCAAAAUGAUGUUGCAGGUUUCUUGAAAACAU